Molecule: messenger RNA, 360 nt
Organism: Schistosoma mattheei
Lineage: Eukaryota; Metazoa; Platyhelminthes; Trematoda; Strigeidida; Schistosomatidae
Source: the annotation of a GenBank genome assembly
AUGAUACCAUGGACCAGUGAACUAUGGUUAGUUUCACUAAUUGGAUUUCAUUUUCUCACAUCCAUAUGUGUAAUUGCUUUCCGCAAGUGUACAAAUUUGUUGCUGUGUAUUUUGCUUAUUUCCCUUGGUACUGUUUGGUUUUCACACCGGAUUAAUGAAUUCGCUGCUAAUAACUGGAACUUGUUCGCUACUGAGCAAUAUUUUGAUAGUUAUGGAUAUUUCAUAUCUUGUAUUUGGAACAUUCCUGUUAUUUUAAACAGUCUACUAAUUGUUGUACUCCUUGUUUUACAGAUCAACAGUUUAAUAAUUCAAUCUAAACGAUUGCAAAUUGCUACUAAAAAGCGAUUAAAAACAGAUUAA